Messenger RNA from Thrips palmi, 1583 nucleotides. RefSeq names its product phospholipid phosphatase 5. Gene Ontology annotation, biological process: phospholipid metabolic process. Lineage: Eukaryota; Metazoa; Arthropoda; Insecta; Thysanoptera; Thripidae. The transcript is spliced from 5 exons. The record is from RefSeq and is a predicted model, not a curated record. Gene Ontology annotation, molecular function: phosphatidate phosphatase activity. Bases 154 to 915 code for a protein of 253 amino acids.
CUGAGGAGGCCAGCCUGUCUUUCUGCUAAUAGCAACAACAACAACAAAAAUAGCAGACGACAGACGUGGCUGUCACUUUUCUUUCAAGAAAUGGGCAACGUGUAAACCUUUCAGGUUUCCUGACAGGAACAGUCUUUCACAACAUCAGGUGUAAUGAAUAGUGUCGUUACCGAAGUUGUGGUCCGACUGGUCCUAAGUUUCAUAGCUCUAUAUUUAGACAAAGUUCGCCCCUUCGCAAGAAAAAUCCAGCCAGAUGAAUUGUGGUUAUACAAAAAUCCCCGCACCGAUAGCUAUGUUACAACUACAACCCUUUGGAUAUUUUCUUUGGUCGUGCCUGUUGCUGUAAUAUUAAGUUGGAGCUUUGUUAAGCGAAUGCGCUCUGAUGCCCUGCAAGCAUUUCUAGCUUGUUCCUUAGGAUGUAUAUUGAACGCUCUUUUGACAAACAUUAUCAAAGUGGUAGUUGGGAGGCCAAGACCAGAUUUCUUCUGGCGUUGUUAUCCAAAUGGAAUAAUCACCACUGAUCUCUCUUGUACUGGAGAUAAUGCUAUCAUUGAAGAAGGAAGAAAAAGCUUUCCAAGUGGACAUUCAUCCUGGGCAUUUGCUGGUUUGGGCUUCCUGGCAAUGUACACUGCUGGUAAACUUCACACAUUUUCUCGCUCAGGGAAGGCCCAAGCUUGGAGGCUUAUUGCUCCGCUCACUCCCCUUGUUUCGGCUCUUGUAAUAGCCCUCAGCCGCACCUGUGACUAUCACCAUCACUGGCAGGAUGUUCUCUGUGGAUCUUUAUUGGGAUUGUCCUGUGCAUACAUUAGUUACCAUCAUUACUACCCAAAGCUCUCCUCUCCUUUAUCGGACAAACCAUAUGUAGAUAUUGUCACUCAAGAUGGCAGCAGCUCUUUAGGCAUUAAGGCAGUCUAAUUCUAGGGUUGUCAGGUCCAUACUGGUUGUUUCAAAUCCUAAAUGAUAAGGUACUUUUUAAAUUUAUUGACUUGUUAAAUUCUAGUGCAUUUCAAAAAAAAGAUGAUGAGUUUGAUUGAAGGAUUUAGAAUGUUUGAAAACCAGUCAACUAUGUGGUAAGGCCAGAGUACUUAAGGAAUGCUUCAGCUUCCUUCAAUAGUGUUGUUCAUUCCUUUAAGCAGAUCAGAUGACAUGUACACACUGCACGUAUCUUGACUUGUCUUUGUGAGUACGUCAUCAUUAAGUUUCAUUGACAUUUAUUAUUUAUGUUCCUAUUGCCAAAGUUAAAUUCCACUCCGUGAUAUUUUUUUUUCCAUUGGAAGUCAUAUUUUAAUCCGAUUAAUUGUUGUAGAGCUAUGUUUAUAGUCAUAUCAAUGUUUCUCAUUCUUUAGUUGGCUGUGAAGAUUUUCUACAAAUGCAUUUAAAUUAAUGAAUUUUUUUGUCAUGUUUCCUCAGAAAAUUCAAUUUUUCAUUCCAUGUGUUUGAUGCAGUAUGAGGGUUUGAAAGUUAUAAAUAACACUGUAUAGUUUUAAACAGUUUUAUUUUAACUAAGAUUUUCAGUGUGUCAGAUCAUUUUUAAUACUUGCUAAACAAAUGUGAUUGAUCAAUUAAAAACAAAUGUGAAAAUA